Phytomonas sp. EM1 is the source of this 1023-nucleotide messenger RNA. NCBI's taxonomy places the organism in Eukaryota, Euglenozoa, Kinetoplastea, Trypanosomatida, Trypanosomatidae. The record is from the annotation of a GenBank genome assembly.
AUGAGGUCACUGAUACUGAGCAAACACACCGCUGCUGUAACCGCAGACAAUACGCGAAAACGGUUCGCUACAAGCAGCGAGGCAUCACUCACGAAAUCUACCAGAGCGAGGGCCAUAACCCUUGCCGGUUAUACUUUUUCCCCUCAAAACAACAUCUUCCUCAGGGCCCUAGCGCGCACGAAAGGGUACGCUACCGAUGUGUGGGUGCCUCUGCCCACCGCUCAGGCGCUGAGGCUGGUACUUCGCCGGCACGCCGACCCCCCCGUGCGCAUCACCCACGCCAACGGCGACUGCCUCUACUACCACAACUCCCAGUUCAGGUGCUCAUUGGAGGAGAUGCAAAGGCAGUGGAGGCACUUUACGGAGGCCCCACAGGUGAUGGGGAGCGGUGGCACUAAGGAGAGACUCGCGGACGCGAUCCCCAUUCAGGAGGAGCAGCUACCGCUGAAUACGAAUGGGGAGCGCUUCGAGCACGCGGCAGAACUCCAGAUGAUCGAGUACACACGGCGGCAUGGCUAUGCUAGUCGCUAUUGGGCCACUCCGCAGGAAGCGGGGUACCUUUUCCAAAGUCCAUUUCGGGAUCCUUUCUUAGGCGUAAAAGAGCAUGGUGUCGAGGUCGCCAACAUUUUCACCAGCAAACCUCUUCUCUACUAUAACGUCAGCGGGACGACAGAUCCCUCCAAAUUUACACCAGAGGUUUGCCGGCGCUACGACCCUUACAAUUUUCAUUUGCGGUUUUACCGACCGAUCACCGCCAUCCAACUGAAGCGGUCUGCGAUUGAACAUGAUUGCGUGGACCAACAGCAGUGGAUAACCCCGGAACGUGCCAAAUGGUGGCGCGUACGACUCAAAAGUAAUGUCAAACCUGUCGUGCUCAUUUACAAGCCUGGGGAGGUCGUACAACUGGUGAACGUUAACAUGACGGAGAAUCCAAAACGACUUAAGGAGCAGAGUUUUGUGAGAUGUUCUUUCCCCAUGGAAGAUGAUGAAUUGGUUUUUCAGACCCUUGUGACAAAAAAAUGA